CUUGGAUGUGCGGAGUGAUUGUUUAGCGAGAAGAAUUUUUUUUUUUUUUUUUAGAAGAAUAUCCUAAAUACUGAAACGGUGAAGAUUUGCCAGAGUGGAGCGACUGGGCAAAGAGAUACUCCGGAACCCGGGAAAAUCCAGUGAAAGACGGCAUGAAGACAUCAUCCUAGUCGUCAGUCAUGGCCGAUAAAAGGAAACUUCAAGGGGAAAUAGAUCGAUGUCUGAAAAAAGUAGCGGAGGGAGUGGAGCAGUUUGAAGACAUUUGGCAAAAGCUUCACAAUGCAGCCAACGCAAACCAGAAGGAGAAAUAUGAAGCAGACCUCAAGAAAGAGAUUAAAAAGCUACAGCGUCUUCGAGACCAGAUCAAGACGUGGGUGGCAUCCAACGAGAUCAAAGACAAAAGGCAGCUAGUAGAGAACCGCAAACUCAUAGAGACGCAAAUGGAGCGGUUCAAAAUAGUGGAAAGAGAAACCAAGACAAAAGCGUACUCGAAAGAAGGGUUGGGUCUGGCUCAAAAAGUGGACCCGGCCCAGAAAGAGAAGGAAGAGGUUGGGACGUGGCUGACGAAUACGAUAGACACGUUGAACAUGCAGGUGGACCAGUUUGAGAGCGAAGUGGAGUCGCUUUCAGUCCAGACGAGAAAAAAGAAAGGAGACAAGGAGAAGCAGGACCGGAUCGAGGAGCUGAAGAAGUUCAUUGAAAAGCAUCGGCACCACAUCCGGAUGCUGGAGACCAUCCUGAGGAUGCUGGACAACGACUCGGUGCAGGUGGACGCCAUCAGGAAGAUCAAGGAUGAUGUGGAGUAUUAUCUAGACUCGUCACAGGAUCCAGACUUUGAGGAGAACGAGUUUCUGUACGACGACCUGGAUCUGGAAGACAUCCCUCAGACGCUGGUCGCCACCUCCCCGCCGGGACACUCGCACUUGGAGGACGAGAUCUUCCAGCACUCCAGCAGCACACCCACCUCCACCACCUCGUCUUCACCCAUCCCGCCCUCGCCUGCCACUUGCACUACGGAGAACUCAGAAGAUGACAAGAAGAGGGGACGUUCAACAGACAGUGAAGUCAGUCAGUCUCCUGUGAAGAAUGGGAACCCCUCUUCCUCGUUAUCCUCUUCCUCCUCCUUCUCAUCUUCCUCCUCCUCCUCCUCCUCCUCCUCCUCUUCUUCUUCCUCCGUCUCGGGACUGACCUCAUCCUCACUUGUCUCUAUGGCGACCAUCACGGCGGGAGGUCUCAGUGGCUCUGGGGGCAACAGUCAUCACGGCAGCUCGGGGGGUCUCCUCUCCAACACUUCGGCUGGCAGCUACAGCAACGCCACCCAGCAGCAGCUGCAUCCAUCAGCACAGCAGCAGCAGGCCAAAAACUUAGUCAGCUCCCCCUCCUCCGCUCCCAUCUCCAUCCCCAUCCCCUCCACCAACAGCCACCUGGCCUCCUCCGCCUCCUCUCCCCCUAACGCCAUCACACAGGGGCUCUUCACCUCAAACUCCCAGCCUUCAGCUCUGUCGGGGCCCACGCCGACCUCCAACAGCCUCGGCCUCAGCUUGGGGCUCUCUCUGGGGAAAGGCGGCAUGUCCGGCUCCAUCACCACCAGCCCCAUGUCCGGAAGCCUUGGCCUCUCAGGGAUGCCGGCAUCCCUGAGCAGCAUGGCGAGCCUCCUGUCAGGCUCCACCCCGGCGCCCUAUGCUCAGGCGGCCGCCUCAGGAGCGAUCGGCUCCGGCCUGCCGGGCUCUCUGGGUGGCAUCGGCAUCAGCCCCACGACGACCAACAGCGCGGUGGGCUCCAUCGGCAGCGGCAGCAUCACAGUCGGCGGGCCGACGUCCUCAACAGGAGGUCUGCUAGGCCCGGCGCCGGGGCUGACCAGCGUGGGCUCGGGGAUUCUGGGUCUGAGUUCUGGUCAGUCAGGGAUGCAGGGGUCUUCGCUGGUGUCACUGAGCCCAGUAGGAGGUUUAGCGCCGGGAAGCGGAGUGGGAGUCAUCGGGAGUAACGGAGGCAGCUCGGGGUCAGGAGGGAGCGGAGUUGUGGGAGGAAACUCGUCGCUCUCCAUCAGGCCGCCGAGCCAACAGAAGCAGAACGGUAGCACUAGUUACAGCGCUGUGGUAGCAGACAGCACAACAGACUCCGCCCUCACUAGUGCCAGCCAGUCACAAAGCAGCCAACCCUCGUCUUUGACCUCCACAGCCAAUCAGCCUAAGGACACUGGUCCCAGUUUACUGGGCUCUCUAAGUUUGUCAUCCAGCUCCCCGUCGCCGGCCUUCUACAGCGAGGCCAAAACAGUGAGCGGUGGCAGCCUGCUGAACGGGCCGCUGUCCUACUCGCAGUCCUCCGACGGCAUCAAGCCCCAGGAGCCUCUGAGCAGCCUAAAGUCCAUGGCCGAGCGAGCAGCACUCAGCUCAGGGAUGGAGGGAGACGUGCCCUCCCUGCACCUCACCCCAGACAUCUUUCCCAGCAGCACUACGGCCCCCUCGGGCCCCCCGUCAGCACCUCAGCCCUCGCUGUCAGAGGUCAGCAUCCCCCCGUCACUGGGGGUCUGCCCGCUGGGGCCUGUUCCCCUGUCCAAAGACCAGCUCUACCAACAGGCCAUGGAGGAGGCGGCGUGGACGCACAUGCCCCACCCGUCCGACUCCGAGAGGAUCAGGCAGUACCUGAUGAGGAACCCGUGCCCCACCCUGCCUUUCCACCACCAGGUGCCACCGCCCCACUCCGACACUGUAGAGUUUUACCAGAGGCUUUCAACAGAAACCCUCUUCUUCAUCUUCUACUACCUGGAGGGCACUAAGGCCCAGUAUCUGGCAGCCAAAGCCCUGAAGAAACAGUCCUGGAGGUUCCACACAAAGUACAUGAUGUGGUUUCAGAGGCACGAAGAACCCAAGACCAUAACCGAUGAGUUUGAGCAGGGAACGUACAUUUACUUUGACUAUGAGAAAUGGGGCCAACGGAAGAAGGAGGGCUUCACGUUCGAGUACCGGUACCUAGAAGACCGAGACCUCCAGUGACGUGCAGAGAGGACGACAGACAGACGGACAGACAGACGGACAGACGGACAGCUGAGGAAGUGAGAGAGGGACAGACGUACGAAGAAGAGCCACCUGCUGACAUUCCUGGAUUCGACCUCAGCUCGUAGGAGAGAUGUUCGGGAUUAAAGGGGGCCAACGGGUCUGCAAAGACGACCCACCGACCUUCCAGCCCUGCCUCGUCAUCCUCACCCCGGCAGUGAUGCUCCUCCCUCCCUGUCAUCUCCUCCUCCUCCUCCUCCUCCAUCAUAGGGCCUUUUAUUUCCAUCGUCUCCUGAACUGGGACUCUCUUUAAAACAAGACUUUGUUGGUUUGUUUUUGACACAGAAACCUAAUAAUCAGACUAUCGUGUGCUU
This is a messenger RNA of Plectropomus leopardus (leopard coralgrouper), 3367 nucleotides long. Its product is annotated as CCR4-NOT transcription complex subunit 3-like. Gene Ontology annotation, cellular component: CCR4-NOT core complex; nucleus. NCBI's taxonomy places the organism in Eukaryota, Metazoa, Chordata, Actinopteri, Perciformes, Serranidae. Gene Ontology annotation, biological process: regulation of DNA-templated transcription. The record is from RefSeq and is a predicted model, not a curated record.